UAUAUAUUAAUAUUUAAGAAAUAUAAAUAUUUUUAAUAAGUUAAAAUAAAAUAAAUGCCCAUUAAAGAAGGUAAAGCUAAAUUAUGGUUUAAGACCAAAGAAGAAGAAAAAGAAUAUGAUGAUAGAAUGGUUGCCAACAUUGAAAUAAAAUCUUAAGAUUAUGAUGAUGAAAAUUUCUCCCCUGUAUUUAAUAGAAAAACUUAAGAAUUUUUCCUUUAACCAUCUGAAAGAUUAACAAAUGAUGUUUCAAAAAUAUUAAGACCUAUAUAAAAUCUUUCUUUUGAAUAAGUUAUGGAUAAAUACUAUUUAUAUAAGCGAAAUAACACAUAUUAUAGGGAUUGGCCAUUUGAAAAAUUCAUUGGAGGUUUUGGUAUAUCAUAUUUAAUAUUAAGAGAGUUGCCUUUAAGAAACUUUUAUGCAAGAGCAUUUGUUAUGUAUGUUUUUGCUGCUAAACUUUUAGAUCAUUUAGGAAAUCCAUUCCCUUAUAGUGGUUAUGGAAAUUUAGUCGCAUAAGAAAGUGACUGGCACCAUUGGGAUGUCAGAUGUUAUGACUAAGUCUGGAAAGCUUUAUAUUUGACCAGAAUUCCUACAGCCUAAAAUACAGUUCCUGAAGCUGUUAAAUGGUACGGUAGAUAGCCAGGACAUUUAAUUUCUUAAGAUCAUCACUGGAUGCCUCAUUUCUUUGCUUAAAAAACAUAAAAAUAUAGAGAAAUUUAAUGGGAUGGUACUAACAAUAUGCCUAUUAAUAGAUUGGCAGAUCCUAAACAUAAGGAUUCAUAUAUGAUUUAAUUCAGAUGAAGAAACAGAAAAAUUAUUAUUUUUUUAUUACUUUUUUUUUUAUUAUAAAAAAGAUUACAUAAAUAUAAAAAAAAAUUAAGGUAUAUUAGUUAAAUUUUAUUAUGUAUAAGCAAUAUCUAAAUAUAAUAAUUAAAUAAAAUAAAAUAUUCGAAAAUU
This is a messenger RNA of Ichthyophthirius multifiliis, 954 nucleotides long. RefSeq lists its product as hypothetical. The record is from RefSeq and is a predicted model, not a curated record. NCBI's taxonomy places the organism in Eukaryota, Ciliophora, Oligohymenophorea, Hymenostomatida. The annotation marks the transcript as partial. The transcript has 7 exons.